AUGCCCUCGCAACUGAUCGAACGAGGACCACAUGGUCCUGUCGCGAAAAGACAGAGGCUCAAUCGAGCGGAUGCGCCGCGGACAACGAGGCGAGCAUCGAAGCUUUUCUCCCCAUUCCGAACAAUCGGAUUGGUUUCUUCAACCGCAGUUCCCUUUACUUCCGUCCCACUGGGCGGAAAGACGUUCCAGAUCACAACUUCCGUAGGAAGGUGUCUGCAGACCUACGACCUCAAGCGCGGACUCGGCCUGAUCUUCCUCACCCGGCCGCAGACCCCCGCCGAUAUCACCGCGACUUUGGCAUGGAGGGAGUUUGUAUUCGCUACGUGGGGCGGGGAGGGUACCCAGCCAGGAUUCUGGGUCUUCAAGCGCGGCAGGCAAGUGGCAGAAUUGGAUGUACCUGCAGACCUUGAGGAACCGAUCAAGCAGAUUUUGAUAUUCGGCACUUGGAUAGUGGGAUGCUGCUCGACCAGAAUUGAGGUGUGGAAGUCAGGCACGUACGAGCAUUACACCACAUUGUACCCGACAGCAGCCCCCAAGGAUGGAAAUGAGUUGACGGGAGGUAUCACGAAUAUGCCCACCUAUUUGAACAAGAUCUUUGCUGGAAGGAAAGAUGGUGCCAUCGAGAUAUGGAAUGUCAGCUCUGGCAAAUUGGUCUUUACGAUCAUGCCACCUGCAGCAGAUUGUGGUGCUGUAACGGUCCUCCAGCCAUCCCCGGCAUUGUCUCUCAUGGCAAUUGCGUACUCCAAGGGACCCUUGAUCAUACACGAUGUCCGGACCGACAAGACAAUCAUCAAUCUGGAUGGAGGGAACUCGCCUAUCACAUCGAUAUCCUUCCGGACGGACAAUUUAGGUGCUGGCGAGGACGGAAGAACGGCAGGAGUCAUGGCUACAGCGGGACCGAACAAUGGGGAUGUGACAUUCUGGGACCUCAACAAGGGUGGAAGAGUUAUGGGAGUACUACGAGGAGCACACAACCCUCCUUCUGAUGCUGGAGCAACUAUCGGAGGCGGAGUGAGCAAGGUGGAAUUCUUGUGGGGACAACAGGUUGUUGUGACAAGUGGUUUGGACAAUUCUCUGAAGACUUGGAUAUUUGACGAAUCGCCACACUCCCCUAUCCCGCGAGCUUUGCAUGCCAGAAGUGGCCAUGCAGCUCCCGUCACCAAACUUCUAUUCCUAGCUUCCGACUUCGACGGUGCCGACGGGGGAGGGAAAUGGCUGUUGAGUGCAGGAAAGGACCGAAGUCUGUGGGGAUGGAGUCUCCGUAACGAUUCGCAGAGUGCGGAACUCAGCCAGGGAAACAUUCGAAAGAAAGCUAAGAAGUUGGGUCUAUUGGCAAGCACCUUGACAAAUCAGUCAAGCACGUUAGAGGAUUUGAAGGCGCCUGAGAUCACAUGUAUUGCCAUGUCGAUGAACAAGGAGGGUGGGAUGGGAGCACAUGCAGGUGGUGGCGCGAUUUGGCAGAAGGAGGCCAGCCGAAGCAAGAAGCCUACAGAUGCAACAGCAAGCGGGGCAACCGGAUGGGAAAGUGUGGUAACUGGGCAUCGGCAGGAUAGCUGUGCCCGAACUUGGUUUUGGGGACGAAGGAAGGCCGGUCGAUGGGCUUUGGAGACCGGAGAUGGGGGCUAUGUCAGCAGCGUUGCUGUGAGUCCUUGUGGGAACUUUGCGGUUGUUGGAUCAGAGACUGGUGGCAUCGAUACGUUCAACUUGCAAUCUGGCAGACACCAUCAGCGAUACCCAUGCAAGUUAACAAAGGCGCAAGCUAAGAAAAUCCAGCUGCAAUUGCAACUAGAGGCAGCAAGGGCUGCGGACCAGCCCAGACCUGGGACCUACCAACUGGGGCUGGGUAGGCACAGAAAAUCAGUCACAGGAGUCGUGGUGGACCAGAUCAGCCAAACCGUCAUCAGUUGCUCCCUGGACGGCAAGAUCAAAUUUUGGAACCUCGAGCGCGGAGCACUAGUCUACGAAUUUGAGUCCGACGUCGGGUUCACCGGCCUCAAAUACCUCGCCUCCAACGACCUCAUAGCAGUCUCCUGCACAGACUUCUCCAUCAAAGUCCUCGAUACGGCCACCAAAAAGCUAAUCCGAGACAUCCAUGGCUGCACAGGGCCCGUCAAUGACUUUUGCUUCUCCAACGAUGGCAAUUGGCUCGUUGCUGCCUCUGCAGACUGCAUCAUCCGUGUUUGGGACCUCGCUACAAAACACUUGAUCGAUGCCAUCAGAAUGGAGACGCAAUGCACAGCCCUAUCAUUUUCAGCUACAGGACAGUUCCUAGCGACGACCUGCGAGGGCGAAAUCGGCGUCAACAUCUGGAAUAACAUCACGCUCUUCAAACACGUUCCUACACGGCACAUCUCCGAAAGCGAGAUCGCUGAUAUGGCUCUCCCCACGGCCUCCGGCGAAGGCGGGCACGGUAUGUUAGGUGGUGCAUUCGAAGAGGAUGACGAUGUUGGUAAUAGCCCUGAAGCCGGCGCUUACGACGCGAUCGAAGAUCUGGACGACCGCAUGAUGACGAUGAGUAUGGUGCCCAAGAGCGUACUGAACGGCCUGCAAUACAUCGACGAGAUCCGCGCGCGUAACGCGCCGAAGGAAGCCCCCAAGAAGCCUGAGAAGGCCCCGUUCUUCCUGCCGGGUAUCGACAACACAAUGCCGGUUACCCAUGUCCAGGAUACGAAAUCUACGACGGCGUACGAGAGAUCGAGGAUCAUGAAGCUGGGACCGCAGACUGAAAGCCCAUUUACCAUUACCUUGCGCGCGGGUAGCGAGUCCGGCGACUACCUCCCCUUCCUCACCCACCUCAGCACCCUUUCUCCCUCGACCAUCGACCUCUCGAUCCGCUCCCUCUCCCCAGACCCGUCUAACAACGAGCAAGUUUCCUUCGUGCGGGCGCUCACGAGCCGCCUGUCCCAGAACCGCGACUUCGACCUUGUGAACGUGUGUCUGCGCCGCUUCCUCGAGAUUCACAGCGAAGACCUACAGAGCGCCGAGAUGCGGGCGGCGCUGGGCGCGUGGCGGGACGUCGCGGCCCAAGUCAAGGUCGGCGAGUUGGCCUCUUAUGGGCUAGGCGUGUUAUCGUUCUUGCGGAGCGCGGAUUGA
Molecule: messenger RNA, 3093 nt
Organism: Drepanopeziza brunnea f. sp. 'multigermtubi' MB_m1
Lineage: Eukaryota; Fungi; Ascomycota; Leotiomycetes; Helotiales; Drepanopezizaceae
Biological process (GO): rRNA processing
Cellular component (GO): small-subunit processome; Pwp2p-containing subcomplex of 90S preribosome
Molecular function (GO): protein binding
Source: RefSeq, a predicted model, not a curated record